Molecule: messenger RNA, 2088 nt
Organism: Papaver somniferum (opium poppy)
Lineage: Eukaryota; Viridiplantae; Streptophyta; Magnoliopsida; Ranunculales; Papaveraceae
Product: SUPPRESSOR OF GAMMA RESPONSE 1-like
Exons: 7
Coding region: 216-1694 (492 amino acids)
Biological process (GO): regulation of DNA-templated transcription
Cellular component (GO): nucleus
Molecular function (GO): transcription cis-regulatory region binding; DNA-binding transcription factor activity
Source: RefSeq, a predicted model, not a curated record
AGUUGCACUAAAAUAAGAAAGACAACUUUCUCUCUAUUCUGUUGAACAUUCCACUUUAUUUUAAAUUUCAAACCAUAAUUUAAGGACCAAAAAGUUCUUUCUCUCUUUCACUUUCUCUUUCUCUUCGUCUUCUUCCAUUCAUUCCCAAACAAGUAGUAGUAGGUGAAGAAGAUCAGAAGAAGAGUAGCGGCAACUGAUCUUUCUCUGGGUCUGAUAUGGCCGGAACAUCAUGGCUGGUCGACAGCAGAAGAAUUGCAACGAAAAUCAUGAGUGCUUCAGAAAAGUGUGACCCCAGAACUGUUCAAUGGAGGAGCGAUCCAACGAGAGCUUGUCCAAAUUGUGACCAUGUCAUUGACAAUAGUGAUGUCAUUCAAGCGUGGCCAGGCUUACCCAGAGGUGUGAAAUUUGAUCCAUCUGAUCAAGAGAUUAUCUGGCAUUUACUUGCAAAAGUUGGUCACAAUAAUAUGAAACCCCAUCCGUUUAUUGAUGAGUUUAUUCCUACUGUUGUUGAAGAUGACGGAAUCUGUUAUACUCACCCACAGAAUCUGCCAGGUGUUAAACAGGAUGGAAAUGUGGUACAUUUCUUUCACAGAGCCAUCAAGGCUUAUAAUACUGGAACUCGAAAGCGUAGAAAGAUACAUGGAGAUGACCAGGGCGAUGUUCGCUGGCAUAAGACUGGCAGAACUAAACCUGUGAUUUUGGAUGGGGUACAAAGAGGGUGCAAAAAAAUUAUGGUUCUGUAUAUUAGCAUGGCUAGGGGUAAAAAGCCUGAGAAAACUAAUUGGGUGAUGCAUCAGUAUCACCUUGGCACUGCUGAAGAGGAGAAGGAUGGAGAAUUUGUUGUUUCUAAAGUGUUUUAUCAGCAACAGCUAAAACCAGGUGACAAGGUUGAACAGGAUUUACCUCUUGAGGAAACUGAUUCAAUUACAGCAAAAGUUGACCCAGUAACUCCCAAAUCUGUGAUUCCUGAACCACCUCGUGCAGGAAAACAACACUCUGACGUCAACCCAAGACAAGAACUUAGUUUCAUGGAAACUUCUGAAGAGAAUCUUGAGACAGCAGAACUGGGUGAUGACGUGCUGGCUGAAUGGGGAGAGCUCAACGAUCAUUGUCACCUGAAAGGAGAAGACAAUGGUUGCCAGGCAGUGGAAGAUGAUAACCAUCAAACAGAAGAAAAUGAUAAUCAGACUGGAGUAGAUGAUGAUAACCACACCAAUACGAAUUUGUGGGAUGGGGACUCACAACUUCCAUUUGAUGCUCAGCAAAUGGUAUUCGAUUCUCAGCAAAUGAUCUUUGAUUCUCAGCAAAUGGUCGAAGGCUUGUCUUUAUGUGACGAGUUCCUUGUGAGUCAGUCCCCUCACAGGGUUGAGGGAGGUGUUGGCAAGGAAAGAAAAAUAAAAUCUCGCCUUUCUGAUUAUGCUCCCUAUGGUGCUGAAGAUUUAAAGAAGGAUUUAGAAGAGUGCCAAAGUUUGGGCUCACCUGGUCCAAUAAAUAAUGAAGGAGAAAAAGAUGUUAGACCUUUUGAUUCUGGUUAUGCUCAAACAGAUAAUCAAGAGAAUAGACAGGAUUCAGAGCAGUCUCAAAAUCUUGGCAUAUUUGAUCCUUCAAAUCUUGACCUUGAAACACCUCCAGAUUUUCGAUUGAGCCAACUAGAGUUUGGGUCACAGGAUAUUUAUGCUUGGAAAGGCUUCUGAUUGAUUCAAGGAAUACUAGGGAGAAGCAUUUUUUUGGAGAUAAAAGCUGCCCUUUCGGUAAAGAUGCAACGCUGGACACCUUCCUUUUUUUGGAUCCCACUGGGAGAACCAAGGUUAAACAACCUCAGUUUUUUGGAACACACUCCAGGGGAGCAUGGAAGACUUCUCUACCGCAACAAAUCGACGGAGAUAGCAAGAUCCCGACUGUCUUUUUUAGGGAGAUCAUAGGGUUGAAAGCAGAUCUACUUAUCUUGCUUUAGGUUUUUUGUAGAUAUUCCCCGACUUCAGGUUUUCACAAUUUCAAUAUUUUUCUUUGUCAACACAAUAUAGUAACCUAGGUAGGUGCCUGAUAUUUCUUAAUGUUACAUAUUAAAGUUCUGACUAUGCCGAUGUA